Messenger RNA from Saprolegnia parasitica CBS 223.65, 1410 nucleotides. RefSeq lists its product as hypothetical. NCBI's taxonomy places the organism in Eukaryota, Oomycota, Saprolegniomycetes, Saprolegniales, Saprolegniaceae. The transcript has 5 exons. The record is from RefSeq and is a predicted model, not a curated record. The coding region runs from base 1 to 1305 and encodes 434 amino acids.
AUGCGCACAGCGUCCGUGCACAGCUCGGACAAGGACGACGACCUCUUUGGUGACGUGGUGCACCUCAACAACCUCAACGAAGCCUGCUUCCACGCCAGCGACAGCAUCGUUCACUGGUCAUACAAUAGCACCGAGGUCGACCUCGCCCAGCUCUGGUCCCGCGACGAGACACCACAGGACGAGCUCAUUGCGCACCUCGCGCACUGCCCGGGCGUUGACAUCUUCCUUCCCACGGGCUUGCGCGGCCACGGGUACUGCGAAGACGGUAUGGCGUACGUCAAGUUUCUCAAGACGCGCGCGCUGCCGCUCUGGGUCUUUGAUUUGCGCUUCGACUACCAAGGCAAAGUGCAAUGCCGAACAAAUAUCAGCUAUUUCGACUUGUGCCCGAACACGGCCCUGCUCUUUAUGAACCACUACAUGGACGGCGUCCCUAGCCGCCCGGACUUUCCCAAGGACAAGGUCAUCAUCUCGAUGCCCAACGUGGAAAUGUACGAGCUCAAGGAGAAAGACUAUCACCGCUUCGACGUCGUCCUCUGCAAGACGCGCGACGGCUACGACCGCCUCUCACAAUGGUACAAGGACUUUGGAAACCCGCGCAACACGACACUGCUCUACGUCCAGCACACGUCGUCCGACCCGUCGACGGCCGCGCACAUGCAUGCUCUAUCACACCCCAAGCUGCCACCGAUCCAGCCCAAGGACUUUGACAACAUCACGUUCUUCCACGCCAACGGCAACAGUUGGCAAAAAAGCACGCCGUCCGUGCUCAAGUGCUGGCAACGCCGACCGGAUCUGCCAACCAUUGACGUCUAUACGCUCAGCACCAAGACGCAAGAGGACUUUGAGGAGAUUUUCGGACCGGAUGCCGCGCCACCCAACGUGCGAUUCCACCACGGCAAGGCCAUCGACGCGUCUCAGUUUGGCCGCGAACUCGUUCAAGCCAGCGUCAUCUUGUGUCCGAGCAAGAUGGAGGGCUACGGCCACUACAUCAACCAAGCACGCGCGUCCGGCGCGCUUGUCUUGACGACGGACGGGCCGCCCAUGAAUGAGUUUGUCGAUGAGGACUCUGGUGUCCUCAUCAAUGCGCAUCGCCUAGGGCCCAACUCGAACCAGCUCUUGAGCAUCUACGGGGGCAUGGAGUGGGACGUGACGCCCGACGGUGUCUGCGACGCAGUCGAUACCGUGCUGGCGCUAACGCCCUCCGAGCGGCAGCGACGCGCCGAGAACGGACGCCGGCGGUACGAAGCGCAGCUGGUCGCGUUCAAGGAGAACAUGCGCCAAGUGCGCGCCGUCUUUGACGUCUAAGCUCUCCUCGUACUACACGCGUAGUAUAUUUGCAGUCGCUUCGCCGAGCAAGACAUCUGUCAGUAGCCCUCUGAACCGAUAGCACCACGUACGAUUCCUCACCGG